Nematolebias whitei (Rio pearlfish) is the source of this 1406-nucleotide messenger RNA. RefSeq names its product fatty acid desaturase 2. The record is from RefSeq and is a predicted model, not a curated record. Gene Ontology annotation, molecular function: oxidoreductase activity, acting on paired donors, with oxidation of a pair of donors resulting in the reduction of molecular oxygen to two molecules of water. NCBI's taxonomy places the organism in Eukaryota, Metazoa, Chordata, Actinopteri, Cyprinodontiformes, Rivulidae. Gene Ontology annotation, cellular component: membrane. Gene Ontology annotation, biological process: lipid metabolic process.
UUUUUUUACAUCCAGGUUCGGGGCUUUUGGGUGAGGCCGGUCCUUCAGUUGCUGCAGGUGGAUCCAGGAUGGGAGGUGGAGGCCAGCAGACGGAGCAGGGGGAGCCGGGCAGCGGGAAGGCUGCAGGUGUCUACACCUGGGAGGAGGUCCAGAAACACAGCAGCAGGACCGACCAGUGGCUCGUCAUCAACAGGAAGGUCUACAACAUCACUCAGUGGGCCAGAAGACACCCGGGGGGGUUCAGGGUCAUCAGCCAUUAUAGUGGAGUGGAUGCCACGGAGGCGUUCGCUGCUUUUCAUCCUGAUCUAAAGUUGGUGCAGAAGUUUCUGAAGCCUCUGCUGGUUGGAGAGUUGGCACCAACAGAACCGAGUCACGACGGGAAGAAAGAUGCAAAAAUCAUUCAAGAUUUUAAUCAUUUACGGGAGCAGGUGGGGAAAGAGGGUCUUUUCCGUGCUCGGCCUCUGUUCUUCUGCCUCCACCUGGGUCACAUCCUGCUGCUGGAGGCCCUCGCCUGGCUCAUGGUUUCAUACUGGGGGACGAGCUGGACGCUGACAUUACUGUGUGCACUGCUGCUUGGAACUGCUCAGUCCCAGGCUGGAUGGCUGCAGCAUGACUUUGGUCACCUGUCUGUGUUCAGGAAGUCCAAGUGGAAUCAUCUGGUGCACAAGUUUGUCAUGGGACAUUUGAAGGGAGCUUCAGCCAACUGGUGGAAUCACAGACAUUUCCAGCAUCACGCCAAACCCAACAUCCUCAAGAAAGAUCCUGACGUCAACAUGUUGCAUGUGUUUGUGCUUGGAAACACUCAACCUGUGGAGUACGGCAGUAAAAAAAUGAACUACCUGCCCUAUAAUCACCAACAUCGGUACUUCUUUCUAGUGGGACCCCCGCUGCUCAUGCCCGUUUAUUUCCAGAUUCAGAUAAUGAAGGGCAUUAUUUCCCAGCGUGAUUGGGGGGACCUGGUCUGGUAUUUGUCAUACUACAUCCGCUUCUUUUCCUGUUAUACACCUCUGUACGGCUUUUUGGGCUCGGUGGCCCUCAUGACGUUCGUCAGGUUCUUAGACAGCCAGUGCUUUGUGUGGGUGACUCAGAUGAAUCAUCUACCAAAGGAGAUCGAGUACGAGAGGCACCAGGACUGGCUGACCAUGCAGCUAAAAGCCACGUGUAAUAUCAAGCAGUCCUCCUUCAACGACUGGUUCUGUGGACACCUCAACUUUCAAAUUGAGCACCAUUUGUUCCCCACGAUGCCUCGCCACAACUACCACCUGGUGGCCCCGCGGGUUCGAGCUCUGUGUGAAAAACAUGGGAUUCUUUACGAGAUGAAAACUUUGUGGCGAGGAAUGGCUGAUGUUGUCAGUUCACUGAAGACCUCAGGAGAGCUCUGGAUGGAUGCAUACCUCCAUAAAUGA